AUGGAUUAUAAAGUCGCCACUUCUUUGCCUACUUCACCAUUAGUGCACCAUGAUCUCAGUAUUAGCUCAGCAGACUCAGAUAAUGAAUCUAGAGAACAUAAGAAAAGUGUUAGGACAAAAGUUGGACAUGGACGAAAUUCUAGUAUUGCAAAUAUGAAGACUCAGACAUCAGAUAAAAGCUUCCAUGGAGAAUAUGAUAAUGGAAGCCCAAACUUUGGUUCUCCUCAAUCUUCUACACAAUCAAGGCCACCAAAAGAUUUUGUAUGUCCCAUAACUAGCCAUAUUUCAGUGAUCCACUCUUUAAGCAGGGAAGUUUUAAGAACAACAGUUUACAUUCUAUCUGAGUUACUAGUAGCUGAUGAAAGACUCAGGGAGAUUCUAACAAAUGUUGAUCUUGAAUGUUUAGCUGCUUUACUACAAAACGGUUUAUCCGAGGCUGCUGUUCUUAUAUACCUUCUGAAACCCUCGUUUUCUCAGCUCUCAGAGUUUAACUUAGUUCCAUAUAUUAUUCAAAACAUAUGUAAAAAAGAUGAAGAAUCCAAGGAUUCUGAACUGGUGAUGAAUCCAAAGGAUGCUGCUGUAGAGUUAGUGGCUCAGGUUUUAAUCGAAGGAGAUGAGACUAGUAGAAAUUCUAAUGCUUUGAGUGUUUAUAUCUAUAGAAGUUGCAGGAAUUUAAUAGCAACAAGAAUUGACUUGUGCUAUGUUCUUGAACUAUUUCAUGCUGGAAAUGAAUAUGUCAGAGGCCUGUGUAUAGAAUUUCUCUGGGAGUUAGUUCAGUUAAACAGGAGAACAUUAUGCAAUCAGAUUUUGCAAAUAAUAAAGGAUGAAGGAGCAUGUAGCACAAUGCAUACUCUUCUAGUCUAUCUUCAAAAUGCUCCAAUGGAGCAACAGCCUGUCAUUGCAUCCCUUCUUCUUCAGCUUGAUCUCCUGAAAAAUGAGAUUUAUCGAGAGGAAGCGAUUCAAACACUUAUUGAAUCCCUCCCAAAAAAAGAUUUCCCAAAUUCACAACUUGCAGCUCUUGAUGCCUUGUCAUCUCUUUCAGGCCACCUUAGUGCUUCAGGGAAGUCUCUUACUGAAGCCUGGUUACUCAAGCUUGCAGGAUUUGAUCAACCUUAUGAAGAUUCUGUGAAGAAAGAAAAUCUCAAAGUUAACGAACAUGAACCAAUUGAGAAUAUGGACAAGGAAGAGGAGAUAGCUGCAAAUUGUUGGGGAGAAAAGGAUAGCUUUUGUACUUUGCAACCAUGA
Molecule: messenger RNA, 1245 nt
Organism: Lactuca virosa
Lineage: Eukaryota; Viridiplantae; Streptophyta; Magnoliopsida; Asterales; Asteraceae
Source: the annotation of a GenBank genome assembly